AUGUCGUUGAUUCAAGAGUCACCAGAGCGUAUAUAUGAAGCGCUAAAGGAAAAGUUGCCACUCAACCCACGGUCGAUUGCAAAAGCUAUUCCCAUACCCGAUACAGAAGAAGAAGGGUACUCGCCAAUUUACAGAAACCAAUACAAUCCCGAUGGGUUGAUUACCAAGUUGCAUAAUUCAUUAGACACAUUGUAUGCCUUGUUUGAGUUUGGUUACAAAUUCUCUGGAGAUCAAAAUGCAUUUGGAGUAAGAGAAAAAUUACCUGAUGGAUCAUUUGGAAGAUACCAUUGGCAAGAUUAUCACACCGUUAGACGAAGAAGAAACAAUUUGGCUUCUGGUGUAUUCUUUGUGUUGGAAAACAAUCCUUUCAGAACUGACAGUGAAGUCCAUCGCAACAUAAACUACAAUCCAACAAGGAAAGAUGAUUCGUUUGUGUUGACUAUAUUCAGCGGCAACCGACCAGAAUGGGUUUUGGCUGACAUGGCCACCAUUGCCUAUUCCAUCACUAACACGGCAUUGUAUGACACUUUAGGUCCAAAUGCCAGCAAAUAUAUUUUAGAAUUGACGGGAUCGCCAAUUGUUUUGUGCUCCAAAGAGAAGAUAGCCAAGUUGAUCGAGUUGAAGAAGGAAAGUGACAAAAUGGACAACUUGAUUGUGAUUGUGUCUAUGGACAAGUUGGAAGGUCCGGAAGAUGCUAGGUUGAAGUAUUUUGCAGCAGAAAAUCGUAUCACGUUGUUUGAUUAUGACCACAUUGAAAAGCUUGGAGAGUCAAACCCAUUAGCACCAAUUCCACCAACCUCAAAUACCAAAUUCACCAUAUGCUUCACUUCAGGAACUACCGGGGCUAUGCCAAAGGGAGUUGUUUUAACUCAUGAGAGUGCAGUUUCUGGUUUGGUGUUCAAAUAUGGUAGAGCUUUCAGACCAGGAGCCACAAGAUUGUACUCUUACCUACCAGCUGCUCACAUUUUGGAAAGAGCCAAUCUUUUAUAUGGAGUUUGCAUUGGCGCGGAGAUUGGUUUCCCUCAAAGCAAGUCAGCAUCAACAAUGCUUGAUGACGUUAGAGAGUUGCAACCAACCACAUUAUCAACUGUGCCUCGAGUAUUGUCAAAGUUGGAAGCAACCAUAAAGUCUCAAACAAUCCAGAGUGAACACCCAUGGAUUAGGUACAUCUAUACAAGAGCCAUCACUGAGAAAUUGAAGCUCCAAGCACAACCUCUGGAUGAUGAUGUUAAUCCUAAUCAUUUGGUAUAUGACAAAUUGCUUGAUGCAUUUAGGAAAAGGAUGGGUUUAGGAAGUGUUAAAAUGAUAGCAACCGGUUCGUCACCUGUCAACCCGGAAACGAUUAGAUUUAUUAAAGCGGCAUUGAAUGUUGGAGUUUCUAACGGGUACGGCUCAACCGAGUCGUUUGCUGGAUUUUUGUGUAGUAGGCAAUUUGAUUACGAUCCGGGUUCCAUUGGUGCAAUUGGAGUAAGUGCUGAAUGCAGGUUGAGGGACAUUCCGGAAAUGAACUACACGUCGAAAGAUGAGGGAGGACCAAGAGGCGAAUUAUUGCUAAGAGGACCACAGAUUUUCAAAGAAUACUACAAAAAUCCAGAAGCCACAGCUGAAUCGUUUGACAAAGAUGGAUGGUUCUGUUCAGGAGAUGUUGCACGCAUUGAUUCUAGACGCAACAACCAAAUGUACGUCAUUGACAGGGUCAAAAACUUUUUCAAGUUGGCACAAGGAGAAUUUGUCACUCCAGAGAAAAUCGAGCUUGCUUACUUGGCAACGUGUCCACAAAUUCAACAAAUUUUUGUCCAUGGAAAUUCACUUGAGUCUUAUCUCGUUGGUAUUGUUGGUUUGGACCCAACGUCAAUUGGAGAUUAUUUGAGAAUUAGAUUCAAGGACGAAAUCAAUGACAGGGCAGAUAUACUUCACUUUUUGAAUGAUCCUUCAAACAAAAAAGCGUUUCUUUUGGAUCUCAAUGCUGCUGUGAAGGAUCAAUUGCAAGGUUUUGAAAGAUUGCACAAUGUGGAGAUUUACUUUGAGCCAUUAACAGUUGAAAGAGAAGUUGUUACACCAACGCAAAAGAUCAGAAGACCUCUUUGCACAAAAUUCUUCCAAAAGAAUUUGGAUAGAAUGUAUCAGGAAGGAUCAAUCUUGAGAAAUGAAAAAUUGUGA
Molecule: messenger RNA, 2160 nt
Organism: Lodderomyces parapsilosis
Lineage: Eukaryota; Fungi; Ascomycota; Pichiomycetes; Serinales; Debaryomycetaceae
Exons: 1
Coding region: 1-2160 (719 amino acids)
Biological process (GO): long-chain fatty acid metabolic process
Cellular component (GO): endoplasmic reticulum; membrane
Molecular function (GO): long-chain fatty acid-CoA ligase activity
Source: RefSeq, a predicted model, not a curated record